Ochotona princeps (American pika) is the source of this 3036-nucleotide messenger RNA. RefSeq names its product polycomb group ring finger 5 (gene PCGF5). Lineage: Eukaryota; Metazoa; Chordata; Mammalia; Lagomorpha; Ochotonidae. Gene Ontology annotation, cellular component: PRC1 complex. Gene Ontology annotation, biological process: regulation of transcription by RNA polymerase II. The coding region runs from base 490 to 1260 and encodes 256 amino acids. The transcript has 10 exons. The record is from RefSeq and is a predicted model, not a curated record.
AGGACCCGAGCUCAGCUCUUAAACACUUGACCGGAGGUCAGCCUGGCGCAAGGCUCAGGUGUUGGCUACUGUCGGUGUUGGCUACUCUGUGACGGCCUCAGCACGACUGCCCCAGUGGCUGGGAAGCUGACAGACAGCCCCUAUUCCCUGCACACUCAAAAUGGGCGUGUGUUGCAGUUUACCUUUCCGGUUGCUUAAUCCUUGCCAUGAGCUAACAGCCACCAAGGGGCGGGGGGUUCCUGUUCGUGGAAUGGCCUUAGGAAAAUCAGCUGCUUUUUUCAAGUCGGGUUUUCUCAGAAGAUAUAUUUCUUAUAUGGGAAAGCCUCAAAAGGAGUGAUGAUCGGCGAUCUCCCAGGAAUCCUGGCUGUUCAUUCCCAUGCUUCAAGGCACCGCGUCGGGAACCACCACACCAGCUCCUGGGAUCAGCCACUCAUCCUCCUAGGACCCCGCUGUGUCUGAAGUACCAAGGCCAGGUUUGGCUGACCACGAAUGGCUACCCAAAGGAAACACCUGGUGAAAGAUUUCAAUCCUUACAUUACCUGCUAUAUCUGUAAAGGGUAUCUCAUCAAGCCGACCACGGUGACGGAAUGCCUCCACACGUUCUGUAAGACAUGUAUUGUCCAGCACUUUGAAGAUAGCAAUGACUGUCCAAGGUGUGGCAACCAAGUUCACGAGACAAAUCCUUUAGAAAUGUUGAGGUUGGAUAACACAUUAGAAGAAAUUAUAUUUAAGCUGGUCCCUGGACUCAGAGAGCAAGAACUUGAGCGGGAAUCUGAAUUCUGGAAGAAAAACAAGCCUCAAGAAAACGGACAAGAUGAUACUUCAAAAGUUGACAAGCCCAAAGUGGAUGAAGAAGGUGAUGAAAAUCAAGAUGAUAAAGAUUAUCACAGAAGUGACCCACAAAUCGCCAUAUGUCUGGAUUGUUUACGAAACAACGGCCAGUCAGGAGACAACGUGGUAAAGGGUUUAAUGAAGAAAUUCAUUCGAUGUUCUACACGUGUGACUGUAGGAACCAUUAAAAAAUUUCUAAGUUUAAAACUAAAACUUCCAAGUUCUUAUGAGUUGGAUGUGCUGUGCAAUGGUGAAAUUAUGGGGAAGGAUCAUACUAUGGAAUUCAUCUAUAUGACAAGAUGGCGUCUAAGAGGCGAAAACUUUCGGUGUGUGAACUGCUCAUCUUCGCAAGUCUGCCCACAGGAUGGCCCUUUGUAUCAGUCGUAUCCUAUGGUAUUGCAGUAUCGACCAAGAAUUGAUUUCGGUUAGACCAAGGGACCUGGCCGUCACUGAGAUGAAUCCUGCACUAUUGGUUUACUCAUGAACAGAUUGCACCGUGAAUGGUGUGUGGACGAGAGGGAAACAGAUUUUCAGCAUGCAAAUAAGGCCAUUGUCUGUCUCAACUGUCAGUUGCAUUCAUGUUGUUUCUAUCAGAAGCAAACCAAGUGCCAUUUUGCUCCUGAACUGUCUACGCAAGGUAUUUGUGCCAUCUCACAGCGUGCAAGUCGUGGGUAAAAUCAGGUGUGCAUCAGGAACCUAAGUAUUCGCUUGCCUGUUCCAAGACUGUAACAUUUAAUUACACUAGCUCAGUGGCUCAGUCUUUGUGGUACUGCAGUUUUCACAUACUAUUUCAUUAAUUUUUAUUCAAAUAGAGUACUGUACAAGAACCUGAUAGUUAUAUCUUGAAAUUAUUUUGUAUGGAAAUAGAGAAGUGGUUUCUGAACCAUUGUCCUGUUCUUGGUUAAGCUUUUUAUGUAAAAAAAAAAAUCCAUGCUUGAGUGUGCAAGUCCUCCUGUGAAGAAUUCCAGUCAUUCUUUAACCUUGGAGCACAUCCUCACUGUAGACCUUCUAAGCGUCUGUCUAGGCUACCAGUUGCACAAGGAAGGCACGUCAGCCCUCCCAGUGGAAAACACAUGUGACUUCCUGGACAAUUGAAGAUGGAUUCGCAACCAUUCUAAAUGUUGGCAGCUGAUCAUUUACUCCUAAUAAAAAAUCAGUAUGUAGGUAAGGUUGCUGUUUGAUAAUGCCUUAUGAAAAGCAGGUGCUGCUUAAUGAGUCGUCCCUGUGCAGCCCGCCUUACGUGCGCGUCUUCACAUUGUUGCUGUCACUUAAUGAGUACAUGGCUUCUCUUUCAGCCGGCCUUAGAUGUGUCACUGGCAUGCAGCAGGGGACAACCAUUUUACAUGUUAGGAUUUUUAGAGCAGAUGAUAUUAGAUAUUAGCUAUUUUACGGAUUUCUAAAAGUCUCAAAACAGUUACAGAUCAAAACUUAUCACGUUUCCAAACCAUAUGCUUAAAAUAGGAUACAUACAGUGCUGUAGGUAAAUAGGCUAAUCAAAGUUCAUCGUUUGAGGGUAUUUUAAUUUAGAUCCUGUUGUAACAGUCACAGGGAAUGGGCUUCCUGUCCUGUGCGAGUUCAUCAAGGUGCGAGCUAUGACAGUGUCCUUGAUUUCUGCAGUUUUGUUCAGUCUUUCAUUCUUUGGGGGUUUAGUCUGCAGGGAUCUUGUUACCCUAAUUUUAUGAAAAACUUCCCUUUAAACCCUGUCAACUUCGGUUUUCAAAAACCUUGUGUGGAAAUUGUUUUACUCAUUGCUUUGAAAUAAGUGAAACACAAACUGGAAAAUUCUUGAAAGUUAGGAAAAAUUUAGGUAUCUUACAUGAGCACAAUCUGUGUUAAACACAGUUUUAAUACUGUAUACAUGGUAAAAAAAAAUGCUACAUUUCCAGCUGAAAUAUAUCCUAAGGAAAUGCCUUUUGAUUUUUAAAAUGCUGCUUAGAAGCACUGCACAGUACAAAGAUAUAUUUAAAAAAAAGCCCAGAGUCGUGAUGUAAAAGGCUACAGCUCCACAAUUAUCUUUUCCUUCUGUUUUGUUCAAGUCAAAGUCUAUAUUAAAAUUGUCUUAUUCCAAAUUUUGUAGGAAAAGACAAUGGAAAUACUUAACUGUUUUGAUAGGUUAUUUUCCUAGAAGUUCUCACAGGCAGAAUUUUAAAAGGCAGAUUUUCACUAAUUCUUUCAGUGGAUGGGGAAAACAGAAACAUACACACA